Molecule: messenger RNA, 1629 nt
Organism: Plasmodium vivax (malaria parasite P. vivax)
Lineage: Eukaryota; Apicomplexa; Aconoidasida; Haemosporida; Plasmodiidae
Product: 50S ribosomal protein L7/L12, putative
Exons: 2
Coding region: 680-1486 (268 amino acids)
Biological process (GO): translation
Cellular component (GO): ribosome
Molecular function (GO): structural constituent of ribosome
Source: RefSeq, a predicted model, not a curated record
CGGCAAAAUGGUGACACGAUGAAAUGGCUUCCUCGCUACGUGGUUACCUCCGUACAUGGUUACCUCCCCACAUGGUUAAUCUCACCACAUUACUACUCCACAACGUGAUGAUGCGAAACGCACCUUUCCUCGCGCCGCUUCCCAAACGGCAGUGCCCGCCGCACGCCCAGCGAAGUCUACGCUACCCAGUUGCACUCAGCUGAUCGGUUGAGAGGCACACUCGGGGAUCCUCCACGCAGGUGCCCGGGCAUACGGCCAGAUGCACACCCCUACACAAGCGAAGGGGUAUAGCGGACACUGGCGAAUUGGCACCUUCCCUCGCAAGCGAAAAGGGCUGACCAUCACAAAUAGCAGCAAGUGAGGAACCCCACUGUGGGGGAGAACGCACUUGAGCGGCCACUCCGCGAAUCGCCUAAUUAUUUGAAAUCAUGCUUGAGGGGGGCUUCUUACACGUGCAAGCAGCGCUCGCUUCGUUUGCGAAGGGGCAGAGUGCAAAUCGGUGCAGCGGGGGAGGGGCACCCCACUGGUGAGGCGGCCCCAACUGGUGAAGCGGCGUUAACUGGUGUGGCUUCCCCUUCUGGUGAGGCUCUCCUAACGGGUGUAACUUCCCCCACUGGUGAAGCUGCCCCAAUUACCUGCGCGGAACCUCCCCCCGCACAGCCGCUCACCCAACCGAAGAAUGAAAAGGAACGCCCUUGUAAAAAACGCCCUCUGUAGAGCGAGGUUGCACCCAAAUGGUGCCCACGCAAAUGCAGCCGUGAGCGCAGCUGCUCUCAGCGGGGCAGCCCUAUGGAGCAACAAAGCCCUGCAGACACGGAGAGGCAGUGGGGGAAGUGCCCCAAACAGCAGCUUCGACCUGUUUGACAAAAUAAAAGACAUUAACGGAAGCAACCAAAAUGAGGAAGGCACUGAGCAAAUCGAUUCGAAGAAAAGGAAGCCAUCAAAAAAGGUCUUAAAACUUGUGGAUGAAAUUUUAAACCUAACCCUAAUUGAAGCGGCAGAUCUGUGUGACCUUUGCCAGGAGAAGUUAGACGGACAGAAACAGUUUAAUAAUUCCUCUUUUUUUAAUAGGAACCCCUUUCCACAUCCCUCUAGCUUCUUCACCGCAGGGGGGUUCUCCUCCCCAGGUGUCCCCCCACCUAUGAGCUCUUCUUUCCCCAAUCAUGCAAACGCUCAGGGUGUCCUUCCACCGGGGGAAACUCCCAAUUUGGGGUCGGCGGAAAAAGGCGAACAGGCAGGGGUGAAAAAGAAGGAAGAAAAAAAAAGCUCCAAAAGCACCUUCAACGUUAAGUUAGAUAGCUUUGACGUAAAGAAUAAAAUCAACACGAUUAAAGAAAUUCGCAAAAUCGCCAACGUCGGGUUGAAGGAGGCGAAGGACAUGGUGGAGAGCGCCCCCUUCUACGUGCAGAAGAACGUGCCCGCGGAAAAGGCAGAAGAAAUGAAAAAGAAGUUCGAGGAGCUGGGCGCCACAAUUAUAUUGGAAUGACGGAGCGGGAAAGCGGCGUUUUUUUUUUUUUUUUCCCAAAAUGGGAGAACAGUGCCAUGUGUGGAGUAAAUGCCCACAUGCCUGUUCGUGGUGCGUAGGUACAUGGGUGUAUGUACACCCCCGCGGAGGCACCCAACCGUCGG